AUUCUGUCUCUGAACUUGCUUCGAUACAGACGUACGAGAAAUCGACUAUGCCACCAAAAGCUAGCGGUAAAGCUGUGAAGAAGGCCGGAAAGGCGCAGAAGAACAUCAGCAAAACCGAUAAGAAGAAGAAAAGGAAGAGGAAGGAGAGCUAUGCUAUCUACAUCUAUAAGGUGUUGAAGCAGGUUCAUCCCGACACUGGAAUCUCCAGCAAGGCUAUGAGCAUCAUGAACAGCUUUGUUAACGAUGUCUUUGAGCGCAUUGCGGCCGAAGCGUCGCGAUUGGCUCAUUACAACAAACGAUCCACGAUUACAUCUCGCGAGAUCCAAACUGCUGUAAGGCUCCUUCUGCCCGGCGAGUUGGCUAAGCACGCUGUUAGUGAAGGAACAAAGGCGGUCACCAAGUACACCAGUUCAAAGUGAACAAAUUCCGUAAACGGCCCUUUUCAGGGCCACCAAUAAUGUAACAUUGGAAGUUCUCGUGUCGUAUCGUAUCAUAAAAAUUGCUCUUUGAUUUACUAGCAAAAUAUUUGUAAGAAAUAAUUUUUUAAUAAUAUAUCGCUAAUAUAGACUAUAAUUAAAGUUCUAAUAUUUCAUUUUCUUCUGUCAUUUCGAUGUUUUUGAGGUUCUUUUAUAUUCAUUCUUUAAAUAAUAAAAUUAACUGCAAAUUUUAAAUAUAAGUUAUAAGCGUAUAAAAAAGUAACAAUAAAGAGACAUCAGUAUUUCUUAAACAAUCAUUACAAGAGAAUAAAUGCAAGUAUGAAUAAUAUGAAUAGCUGAUAAAUAUUAAAUAAAUAGAAAGUUUUAGUGUUUUAUAUAAGUAAGUUUUAUAUUUAAGGCACAC
Messenger RNA from Formica exsecta, 840 nucleotides. Its product is annotated as histone H2B. The coding region runs from base 48 to 419 and encodes 123 amino acids. Lineage: Eukaryota; Metazoa; Arthropoda; Insecta; Hymenoptera; Formicidae. The record is from RefSeq and is a predicted model, not a curated record. Gene Ontology annotation, cellular component: nucleosome. The transcript has a single exon. Gene Ontology annotation, molecular function: protein heterodimerization activity; structural constituent of chromatin; DNA binding.